Molecule: messenger RNA, 2787 nt
Organism: Apus apus (common swift)
Lineage: Eukaryota; Metazoa; Chordata; Aves; Apodiformes; Apodidae
Gene: CD7
Product: CD7 molecule
Exons: 5
Coding region: 66-1034 (322 amino acids)
Biological process (GO): adaptive immune response
Cellular component (GO): membrane
Molecular function (GO): signaling receptor activity
Source: RefSeq, a predicted model, not a curated record
AACCCUUUCUUCUGGUCUUUAACUCGUUGAUCAGAUAAUAGAGAACAACUCAAAGACUUUUAAAAAUGCUGUGGAUCUCAUGGGUCCCAACUGCAUCUCUCCUGCUUCUCCUGUGCUUCCCUGGCCAGAACGGUGAAGAAAAUGAACAGUCAACAGACACAAUCAGUGUUUGGGAAGGAGACUCCAUCAACAUAAUUUGCUCAAUGGGAGAUUCAGAGAAUGAACUGGUAACCACCUUGACAACUAGCAUACGGCUGGAGAAUGUGAUACAGGUUUCCAAGCAGGGUCCUCCCUACAUCCAUCCUGCUCUGGCUAAUCGUACCGAGUACUCAAAGGAUGGAAGGAAUCUCAGGGUAACUCUACACAAUGCACAGGAAUCUGAUUCUGAUAUCUACCAGUGCUUUACAUUUCUUAAACCCACAAGCUAUCACAAAAAGCUGAGGGGGAAGACAACCAUAGUCCUGGUGAAAGGUAACACCAGUGGAGCUGUGGAACAGUCACCACUCUACGUGGAUGCUGAGCAAGGCCAGUCUGUCAGCAUCACCUGUGCACUGCAAAACUCGCAGGAAGACAAGGGGAUCUACUUGCUCAAGACUCACAUGCAACGUGAGCAAGUGCUGUUUGUGUCAGGCCAGAAUGUUUCAACUGUUUCUCCUGCUUUUGCUGAUCGUUUGGAGUAUUCAAAGGGAGAAAAUAAAAUAGUGGUGACUCUACACAACCUGCAGAAAAACGACAGUGAUAUCUAUGUGUGUGCUGGGGUGCUGAAAGGUUCCCGUUUCCUCUCGGCAAACAGAAGUGGCACCAUGAUGCUGGUUAAAGAAGUGAAGCAGACAGGCUGUAGCAGCAGUUCCUGGGGCAUCUAUGGCCUUACCAUCAUGGUGGUGAUACUGUUUUCUGCACUGAUGUGCUCCAUCUUGUCCCGUGUCAAUUUGAAGCAAUGUUUCAAAAACAAGAGAAGAAAUGAAGUAUAUGAAGAUAUGUCUUACAGUUCUAGACGUAACACCUUGGUCAGAGCCAACGCUUACAGCUGUUGAAAUUAAGGUUCUGCCAGCUGGGACCUUGAGAUCAACCAUUCCUUUACUGGUUUCUCUGAAAGUCACCUUAGCAUCUUGAUGCAGUAGCUGAUCUGAAAAUGUUACCCCCUGCCUUCUUCAGUGGAAAGAAAAACCCGCCUCAUUUCCAAAGCUGUUUCUGAUUUUUGAUCACUUGUAAUUUUAUUCUUUUUCUUUUUUAAAUGUAUAGAAAAUGUAGAGAGCUGCAGGUACCCUGUUUAGGGUAGUUUAGCACCUGUUUGUUUAGUAUGGAAAGCAGUAUUUUUGGACUAUAUAUUUGGAUAGAUGCAACAUAGGGGCUCAUUUUGUGAGCAACAGAACAACAUAUGGGCUCACUUUCCCUUUCAGGGAAGGUGGGCUAGGUGGGGAGGUCUGAUUCUGAGCUUUGGUAAAUGCUCAGGAAGACCUAAUAUGUUCAAUAAUAUCAUAGAAUCAUAGAAUCAGUAAGGUUGGAAUGGACUCUAAAGAUCAUCAAGUUUCAACCCUCCUGCCAUGAGCAAUAAAUCUCCAUAAGCAUGGAUUACAGUUCUCUUAUGAAUCUUCUUGUGUCUGCUCCAGAGCUCAGGGAGCUAAAACUGCUCAAGAUUUACAGCAAAGAAAUCUAUUCUGAAGAGACUUCAGAAAUGUGGCAGACUGCACAGUGCCACAGAUGUCAUAGCUGUCCCACAAAAAUGCUGCCAAGUCUAGAUUAUAAAUUACUGCCCUUGUCAGAGAUACUGACAGGAUUGGUGUGGGUCUUGAUGUGGCUCACCUGCAAAAUGGCUGGACUUGGGGCACGAUGGCUUUGUGGAACAGCAGAAAUAUUUGUGCCAUGCUGGUGUUGUCUCAAACUCCAGAUGUCUUACAGGACACAGCAGAACGCAUUUCUCCAGGUCAGUGACUCCACACUGUGCAGGGCAAGGUGAGCUCAUCUGGGCUAAAGCCAGUGCCUGCAUUCUAGCGUGGGCAGGGGUGAAGCUGAUCCAAAAUCACUUAAGGGAAUUUGUCAAAACUCAUAUUAAUCAAGUAGAAACCAAACUGGGUUUAGUAAUGGCCUGGAACAGGUUGCUACAAUGAACUUAACUCUUCUCUAGCUAAGGCAGGGCUGUACCUUCCUCCAGAGUUGUUUCUGGCUCUGCAGAGCCAAGCCCACUUGGGAAAGUCAACAAUCUUGUAUGCCCAGAGGAUUAUCAACUCAUCCUGUUGACAAGGUUGGCUUGUGGGGACAGGCUGAGACUAGAAUUUUUCUUUAUUGACAUUUUUUUAUUUAACUUUUUAGGCAUUAGGGCCAGUCUGUUGUUGAGGAGAGCGUGUAGCUGAUCCUCUCUGGCAGUGAGCUCUGCCAGGAUCUCAGUGCCCAGCCCAGCCCACCUCUCAGGAGAGCCCAUUUCCCUCCAGAUGUCCCUGUGCCCCAGGCCCCAGGGAGAAAUAUGCUCGCUCAGGUGCCUGGUGGAGGGAUGUGUUUAUCUUCUGAGCAGAGGGGUGUCUGGUGACUGCAGACCCUGCAAUCUUCACGCAGCUGUACCUGAAUAAAACUGUGAUCAGGGCUUUGUACAGUUGCUCAGUAUUUUUGUACAUGUAUGAAAGACUACCUUGCAAAUGAAUGCUAGUUAUUGAACAGACUGUUUCUUUUAGUAUGAGUUGUUUGUUUUAAAUAGAGUGAUUCCAAGGGUUCUUACGCAAUGCAGUGUAACUUGCUCCUAAUAGCACCUCAAUAAACAACAUAACUGUUUUCUUCUUUAUUUACACAAAUCUA